CCAGAUUUGGGGGAAGUGGGGAAGCAGGAAGAACUGAAAGAGAAGAAGACUCUGUAAGAUUCAAAAACUGAACUUCCAUUGUUGAAAUCACUAGAAACUCAUUGAUGCUUGCAUCAAUUGGUCGAUCAAUGAUUCAAUAUUAAAUCGAUUUUUGUUCAAGUAAUGUCGACUUCUUGUUGAUGAAUCGAUUAUGAGCCGUUCUGCCAUCCUAAAUGAAGUUUUAAAUCUGAAUAUGGCACCAAAGAGAGGGUUUUACCCUCUCGUCCUCAUCGUCUCUCUCUCAGCUCUCUUCAUUUUCUCUCUCCACCGUUAUUCCUCCCUUCCUCUCCCCUCAUCUCCUCCCAUGACCCAAUUCCCACUUACGAACACAAAUUUGAACAUACUCCAAAACCCUAAUAUACAAACAUCGCCCAAUUUUUCUCUCACUAUCAAAGUUCUCACUUACGAUCGACUUCCGUCACUCACCCGCUGCUUACGAUCCCUUGCUGAUGCUCGUUACGAUAACGACAAUGUGAAUAUUCAUAUUUUCAUCGAUCACUUCAAGGUUUUGGAUCAAAAGGAUGAGUAUUUGGAUCAGAAACUGAACGAAUCUAGUCAGAUUCUGGAUUUUGUUGAUGGAUUUGAGUGGAGAUUUGGGGAGAAGAUGGUGCAUUACAGGACUGGGAACGUUGGGCUGCAGGCACAGUGGUUAGAAGCAUGGUGGCCUGCUUCUGAUGAUGAGUUUGCAUUUGUGGUUGAAGAUGAUAUCGAAUUGUCACCAUUGUAUUACAGAUUUCUUAGGGGUUUGAUUGUUAAUUAUUACUACAAUGCUUCAAAUUAUAGUCCAUGGAUAUAUGGAGCUUCUUUACAACGCCCAAGAUUUGUUCCAGGUAAGCAUGGGAACAAAAUACAUCUAGAUGAAGAUACACAAGUGUUCUUAUAUCAGCUAGUUGGUACGUGGGGCCAGCUUCUAUUUCCAAAACCCUGGAAGGAGUUUCGUUUAUGGUAUGACAUACACAAGACCAAGGGCAUCAAGCCAAUUCUUGAUGGAAUGGUAACAACAGGGUGGUAUAAAAAACUGGGGGACAAAAUAUGGACACCAUGGUUCAUCAAAUUCAUCCACUCCCGAACCUAUUUCAACAUCUACACUAAUUUCCCACAUGAAUCCGCUCUCAGUGUCUCUCAUAGAGACGCUGGUGUCAACUACGGGAAAACCGCGGGCCCCGAUUCCAAUCUCCUCAAAGAAACUUCCCAAAUUUCCAAAUUUGCCCCUUUGAGAAAUCUCAAAUGGUACGAUUUCUGUUUCCAAGAAGUCUCCCCCAAUAGAAUCAUAAACAAUGUCCAUGACCUCGAUCCCAUUUUAAAAUCAACACAAAAAUCAAACACUCUUAUACUUGUGAACAUUCAUCGCACAUCAAAAAUGUUCAUCAAAAACAUGUUGUGUCACUUUGAGAGGUUGAAUGUUCGGAACUAUGUAUUAGUGGGUCCCGCAUCGGAUUUUUUGUUUGAUCUUGCGAGACGCGGGCAUCCCGUGAUAAAUGUGGAUCGUUUUUUGGAUGAUUUCAAGAAAUUAAAAUUGAGUAAAGUAAAAAAUGAAGUUUUUGUAAUGGCGUAUGUGGUUAAAAAGGCGUUGGAAAUGAAUUAUGACACGUGGGUGUUGGAUCACGAUAUGAUUCCGGUCAAACCGGAGUUGUUUUUUGACUUUUUGAAACUCGGUUUGACUGUUGACUUUUAUGUCGGGGAGAGAUUUGGGAUUUUGUUUGCGAGAAGUUCGGGAUCCGGGAUUUGGACGGAUCGGUUUGUGGAUGAGAUUGCAGGGAUGGGUGGUGAGGGUAGUUUUGGGAUUUUGGUAGGGAAGUUGUUGGAGGGGAAGGGUGUAAAGUUGGAAAGGGUAAAUGAUGAGGGGGUUGAAGUAAAUGAUGGAGGAAGUUUGAUGAAGAAUGAGACGAAGGUUGUGUUUUGGAAUUCUGAUUUGGGGUUGGAUUUGGUUAGAAAUAGACUUGAAAGUUUUGGGUUGUGGAUUAUAGAUGGUGAGUGUAAUUGUAAGGCUGUUAUUUGUCACUCGUCUUAGUGAUUUUGGUGUGAUU
Lactuca virosa is the source of this 2066-nucleotide messenger RNA. NCBI's taxonomy places the organism in Eukaryota, Viridiplantae, Streptophyta, Magnoliopsida, Asterales, Asteraceae. The record is from the annotation of a GenBank genome assembly.